GCACAUCAGCCACCGCCGCGAAGUACAAGUUCAACAUUCAACACAGCCACUAUACAUUAGCUAAAGUCAGCGCACUAUAUCAGUUUUGUAGCUUAACGUUUUCAUUUAUUUCCAUUCGAACUUUGAAAGCGACAGCGCCAACAGCCCGAGAAAGUAUCCAAGCACUACCACGCGAAUUUGCGGUCUCAAUCAGUUAUAAUAUUGUUACUAACAACAAAAUUUAUACUUUUGGCUGAAAACAAAAAAAUUCCGUCAAUUGGGUAUCAAUUAUUUUUAUUGUAUUUGUUUUUUGACUUGUUUUUUAGUUUGAAUUUAACCGUUGAAGUGCCAAUAUCCCACGUUGAACUUGAGCAUUAAGAAAACUUUCUUCUUGUGCUCGUUUUUUGUUGUUGUUUAAUUGCUAUUAACAUACAUUUUUUUCUAUCUUUGAAACCUACUGGCGGUGUUUUGAGGAAAAGUUACUCUCUAAGUGUGCACUUAAAAUAGCUAAGAACUAGUAUCUUCUUUUUUUUUGUGUUGUGUGAGGUUAUUGAUAAAAAAUAAAACAACUGAGAUUCUACUAAACGGGUGCAGCGUGAAAUUAUUUUAGUGUUUUAACUUACUUCUGGAAUUCGAAUUUCAAUUCCACACGCGUUUUGAGAUAUAAAAUUCUGACACUUUCGGGUUAUAGUGUGGUGAACGUCAUUUGCUCUACUUUGAUCAACACAUAAAUUUGCAACACGAUGGUAGAGAAAACAGAUACUGCAAGUCCUUUGGCAGAAACAAACCGAAUGUCUCAAAUAAUCGGAAUCUCCGACAUAACAGAUAAUAAAAAUAUCUGGCGAAUACUUACAGCUGAAUUUGUUGGAACUUUCUUUUUAAUAUUUAUUGGCGUUGGCAGUACAGUUGGAGGUUGGAAUGAUGGCUAUUCGCCAUCAAUUGUACAAAUUGCAUUCACUUUUGGUUUGACAGUGGCCGCAUUAGCACAGGCUUUUGGUCAUGUCAGCGGAUGUCAUAUUAACCCAGCUGUAACCCUCGGGUUUGUAUGUGUUGGUGAAAUGAGCAUCCUCAAAGGUGCUUUCUACAUAAUAAUGCAAUGUAUUGGUGCAAUCGCUGGAGCUGCUCUUAUUAAGGUCGUCAUUCCAACCGAAUUAGCUGGCAACACUUUGGGAGUUACUUCAUUUAAUGCAGAUCUUAGCAGUGGACAAGCAAUUAUUGUCGAAGCUAUCAUCACAUUCAUUCUAGUUUUUGUUGUCAAAGGUGUUUGCGACACUCGUCGUAGUGAUAUUAAAGGUUCUGUACCUUUAGCUGUUGGUCUAUCUAUCACUUCUGGACAUCUUGCUGCAAUAAAAUUGACUGGAGCCAGUAUGAAUCCAGCUCGUUCAUUUGGACCUGCCGUUGUUAUGAGCAACUGGGAUGAACAAUGGGUCUACUGGGUUGGUCCAAUUGUUGGAGGAAUUCUUGCUGGUGUCAUUUACAAGUUGAUCUUCAAAGCACGCAAGGGCGACGAUGAAGCGAACUCUUAUGACUUUUAAAUUUGUCAAAAAUUGUCAAAAUUAAACUUAAGAAUGUAUAUAAGAUAAAUUUGCCUAAUUGGGAAGUAAAAAAAUAUGCAAGCACCAUCAUUGAAUCUAUAAGAAAACAUUUUGUGAAAAGAAAAGAUUAUAUAAUUUUCUUUUCUCAUUUUUGUGUAUAAAAAUCACAGAAGAUGAUACCAAAUAUUUGUUAAAGCUGCAGUAAUUGCCAGAUAUCUAUUUCGAACUUAAUAUUAAUUAA
Messenger RNA from Episyrphus balteatus (marmalade hoverfly), 1755 nucleotides. RefSeq names its product aquaporin AQPAn.G (gene Drip). The transcript is spliced from 8 exons. The record is from RefSeq and is a predicted model, not a curated record. Gene Ontology annotation, biological process: transmembrane transport. Bases 723 to 1514 code for a protein of 263 amino acids. Lineage: Eukaryota; Metazoa; Arthropoda; Insecta; Diptera; Syrphidae. Gene Ontology annotation, molecular function: water channel activity. Gene Ontology annotation, cellular component: plasma membrane.